AUGGCAGCGCCCGAAGCAAUACAAGUCAGUUCCUUACCGUUACCGCCCGUUCAAUACAUAAAUUUGUACACGGAUGAGAAUGUACGUCGUGGUCGGGCUCCACGACCACCACCACCGAUCCACGAUAGUUAUACCAUGUUCGGCAAUAUGUUUAAUGCGGACGACACGAUCAUCAGACCACUAGAGGCUCAGGGAAUCAAGAGACUGUAUCCGCAACACUUUGAUCGUAGGCGCGAACUAAAGAAGCUCAACCACUCUCUGCUUGUAAAUUUCUUGGAUUUGAUAGAUUUACUCGUUCAAUGCCCCGACAGUCCAAGACGUGCAGAAAAAGUUGAAGACUUGAGUUUGCUAUUUAUUCACAUUCAUCACCUAUUGAAUGAGUUUAGACCACAUCAAGCCAGAGAAACAUUACGUGUAAUGAUGGAACUACAGCGUAGACAACGGCUUGAAACUGCAAUGCGUUUCCAAAAACAUCUUGAAAAGGUUCAAGAAAUAUUACAGCAUGCCUUACAGAUGCUUCCAGACACAGAGCUGGAUUCCAAACUUGCAAUAAACACAGAUGCUAUGGAGUCUAUAGAUAACUUGGGUUUUGAGCAACAAACUGUAGACCCAUGUAGUCCGAGCGAUCGUAUUAUGUGUAAAGUGAUAGAUGAUAUUAUUUCUUCAAAUGGACUGUUUUGAAAUGUUGCUUUGCUGCAAACAAGGUUGCCAGAUGGCCUUGAUUUCUGGGAUUGUUCCGGAAUCUGAGUCUUUCGUUCCGGAAAAUCAAAAUCUUGACAAAAUUAGAAUCGUAAUAUUUAUGGUUUUAAUCGGCACUAGAGAGAAAUGUAAGAGCAAUCAUUGGGAUUUAUAAGGACGAAAAACUUGACCUGAGAAACCAUUCGUGUAAUAAAAAAAUAAAAAAGGUCAACUGUAUGAUUGAUGUCUAAACUUCUCUCUGCUGGUACCUAAUUCACACAUUUAUUUGUUGGAAGUAAGCAAUGGCAUUUCUUAACCGUCUUACCCCUCUAUCUAUCGAAUUUAACUAAACUUCUCCAACAACCUAUUUUUCAAUCUAAAAAAUGUCGCGGAAGUAGUCAUUUUGCAUCUGGCAACCCUAGCUGCAAAGCAUUCACUGGUCUAUGAAUGGAUAAACAUACUAUAGAGAUUGUACAUAUAUAUAAUAGCAAAAUGUGAUAAAUAUAUCCCUGGCUUUAAUAGAUAAUUGAUAUUCAAAUAAUUUGAAAAUUAAGAUAUUUUUCGGUGAAGAUUUAACUCUAUUAGAAUACAAACAUCACUCAUAUAAUCGGUAUUCUUCAAAUAGAAUGAUUUUUUCGAAAUUAACAUUUUAUUAUUUGUAUAUUAAUGAUACAUACGUUUGACAAAUUAUAUAACGUAUUAUAAAUUUAGUACGAUUGAUAUUACAUAUAUAUUAUAGGACAUCUAAAUUUAACACAAUUAUACAAUAUAUGAUAGAUUAGAUAUACAUGUAGACAAACAUGCAUACAGAUUUACCUGCUUGCUCUUAGGAUCGACUGUUAAGUCAUUUUCUUUUUUUCUUUAACAUUAUAUCAUAGUAUUUAAUUGGGUAAAAAAACACCAUAUAAUGUUAAAUAAUGUUAUUUAUUGAAACUAGAAACAAAUUCACGAAUUGCAUUUAACAUCAAUCUUUUUACAUGAUAAUGAUGGAUAAG
Harpegnathos saltator (Jerdon's jumping ant) is the source of this 1673-nucleotide messenger RNA. It is a transcript of the gene MED7, whose product is annotated as mediator complex subunit 7. The record is from RefSeq and is a predicted model, not a curated record. Gene Ontology annotation, biological process: regulation of transcription by RNA polymerase II. Gene Ontology annotation, molecular function: transcription coregulator activity. The coding region runs from base 1 to 681 and encodes 226 amino acids. NCBI's taxonomy places the organism in Eukaryota, Metazoa, Arthropoda, Insecta, Hymenoptera, Formicidae. The transcript has 3 exons. Gene Ontology annotation, cellular component: core mediator complex; mediator complex.